AUGACCCCCUCCGUCUCCUCUCACGUCCCCUCCUCCACAACCGCGCACUCCGCCGCCCUCACCCUCCUCACCCACCUCUUCCCCCACACUUCUCCCCCCUUCCUCGCAUCCUGCGUAACGCACCACCUCGCGCGUCAGCCGACUCUGAAGGCGGAGGAAGUUGUUGAGAGGGUGGGGGAGAAGCUUUUGGUGGAGGAGAGGGAGGAGGGGGGGUGGGAGAUGGAGGGGGAGGAGGUGAGGGGGUGGAUCUGGAUAGCGACGACUUCUUUGGAUAGGAGGGGAGGGGAGGGGAUUGCGGGGAGGGAGGAGGUUAGGAGGGCUUUUGGAAAGGAGAAGCGGAGGGGACGGGAGGACGGCGGUAGGAAGGAUAACGGAAGGAAGAGGACGAGGAAGAGGAGAGUGGACGAGACGCUUGCGCGCAACCUUGCUUUGAUCCGCCUGCACGCCCUCUUCCCUCUCGAACCCAUCUCCUCACUUCGCUCGCUCGUCCUCAAGGAGAAGGAGUCGUUCCUCUCACGUGCUGUGGAAGAGGUGCUGCGUUUUCAGGUUUUGCGGAACCGGAGGGCGCGGGAGAGGCGAGAGAGGGAGGGGAGACAAGGAGGGAUGUUUUGGAGGGACGUGUGGGAGACGUUGUUCCCUCCUACUCCUUCACGAGUCGAUACGAAGGGCAAAGGACCGGCUCGUGACGACGAGUCGGAGACCCCGCCCGUCUUGACGCCAGGCGACCUCGUCCAUCCCUCCUCAUACAACGCCGCCCUCUCGUCACACUUCCACUCGCUCUUCCCGCUCCUCUCUUCUACGCAACCCGGACGGAUAGAGGAAGUCGUCGAGCGCGAAGGCGGGACGUACGAGGGGAUGAGAGGAAGGUUGGAGGAGGAGGAGUUGCGGGCGCAGGAACGGAGGGGGAGGGGGAGGAGGGGUUGGUGGGGACGGUUGAUUGGGUUGCAGGACUGUGAGACGGCAGAGGAGGGGGAGAAGGGGAAGAGGAGAGCGAGGGAGGAGCGAGGGGAUGUGCAUCCGCUUUUGAGAGGGGAGGUGGAGGCGUUCUGGCGUGCGAGGGAGGGAAGGAGCGAGACGGCGCCGGCAACGACGAUGACGCCUACGAUCGCGAGCGGCGACCCCGCCGCGAAUGUGGACGACGAAUGCCAGUGCUGCUUCGCGCCCAUCUCUCCCGACCCAGCACACUCCGUCUCCUGUUCUCCCUCUCCCUCUUCACAAUCCCCCUCCUCCCCUGCCGACACUCACUCCUUCUGCUACUCCUGCCUCGCCGCCCUCAUCCGCACCUACACCUUCGAAGGCGCCUCUCUCCCCGACUCGCUUCUCCAAGACGGAUCAAUCCCCUGUUUCGCCGCCUCCUCCUUGCCAUGCUCUCGUUCCAUCUCCCCUUCGUCCCUCUCGCGCGUGCUCGACCCCGCUCUGCGCGCCGCCCUCGACCGCCGAAUCCUCGAAACCACACUCGACCGCCUCGCCUCCUCUGGCGCACCCCUCGCUCGAUGCCCGUUCUGUCCCUACGCAGUCAUGCGGGAUUCGACUGCCUCGGCUGGACCGCUAGCGAGCGUCUUUGUCCCGGCGUGGGUGGGGACGUUCCCUCCGAGUGCUUGGGAGGCGGCGAGGACGGUCGUUGGGGUGGUAUGUCUGUCGGGACUGGUGCUGGUGGGAUGCGUGGUGGUGCUCCUCUUCGGCGGGUCAUCCAAGCUCGAGCGAACAUACGAAGAGCUCUACCCCUCCUCUCCUUCCUCACCCUCACCUUCGGACGACCCCGACUCACGAGCGACACCGCUCCUCUCGCUCCAAACCAACCUCCUUCUCGCGCCACACCACACUCCCUUCCUUCUCCUCACACACAUACGCACGCUCGUCAGCCGGAUCCUGAGUGUCAAACUCGGUCGGAAUACGGUCUUCGUCUGCGGCGCCUCGGGUGGUGCGGUGGUCGGAAGGGAGACCAGGGAGGGUGGGUGGUUGAGGAGGUUGGAGGGGGUGCAGGAGUUGCAGUGGGAGGAGGAGGAGGAAGUGGAGGGAGAAGAGGGGGUGGUGGAGGAGAUGAGGAGGGCGAGGUUGGUCGAGUAUCUUUGGCCUGCGGAGGCUGACGAAAGGGGCGAAGGGGAAGGAUGGGAACCCUGCGGCCGACUCUCCUGCACGCUCUGCUCCGCGCCGCUCAACCCCUCCGCGCCCGCCCUCCACCGAUGCACCUCCGCAUCCUCCUCUUCCUCGUGGACGCCCGCGUCGGAACAAGCCCAAGCGGAAGAAUCUCUCCGCCUCGCAGUCGAGAAAGCCAUGAGCGACGCGGUUAGUUGGGUUUGUGCGCGGUGCGGAGCGAGAGGGAGGAAGGAGGUUGGAGCGGGCGCUUGUAACAAGGUAACGUGCCGCUGCGGGACCGCCUACUGCCACCUCUGCCACGCCCCCAUCCCGCCCUCAGUGGGCUACACCCACUUCUGCCAGCACCCGCACGAUCCGCGCACGGGAACGUGCGAGAGGGGGUGCGGGAAGUGCGGGCUUUGGACGGAGCCGGAUGAGAGGGCGAGGGUCGAGAGUGCGAGGAGGAAUGCCCAGCGCAAGUGGGCGCUCGACCAUCCCGACUGGGCUGAGAAGGUCAAUCUCUCGUCGGCGUCGCUCAAGCGUGUUGGGCCCGACUUGGAUGUCGACUCCCUCGCGGAACAGGCGUGGGACGUGUACGAUGCUGUUGUCGCGACUGUCGCGCGGAUGCUGCUAUCGUGA
This is a messenger RNA of Rhodotorula toruloides NP11, 2715 nucleotides long. Its product is annotated as ring finger protein 216. The transcript has 5 exons. The coding region runs from base 1 to 2715 and encodes 904 amino acids. Lineage: Eukaryota; Fungi; Basidiomycota; Microbotryomycetes; Sporidiobolales; Sporidiobolaceae. The record is from RefSeq and is a predicted model, not a curated record.